This is a messenger RNA of Staurois parvus, 1087 nucleotides long. NCBI's taxonomy places the organism in Eukaryota, Metazoa, Chordata, Amphibia, Anura, Ranidae. The record is from the annotation of a GenBank genome assembly.
AUGUGCGAUCUCCUGUCCCGAGUCUGGGGGAAGAUGUUCUCAUGGUAUGUCCUGAAGACUCUUCUCAUGGGCCAGUUAUUGUCCCUCUUCAUAUGUGGGACUGCUGUGACCAGCCAGUACUUGGCAAAGGAGUAUGAGGUGGACACCCCCAUGCUGCAGAGCUUUAUCAACUAUUGCCUACUGUUCAUGGUUUACACUGUCUGGCUGGCAUUUAGGUCAGGACAGAACGGGCUUCUGUACAUAGUGAGAAACAAGUGGUGGAAGUAUCUUCUUCUUGGUAUAGUUGAUGUGGAAGCCAACUACUCCAUUGUGAAAGCCUACCAGUUUACUACCCUUACUAGUGUCCAGCUUCUGGACUGUGUCGGGAUCCCUGUGCUGAUGCUGGGCUCUUUCUUGGUUUAUCCUUCACUCAAGAUACAAACUGAUCCAUUAUAUCGCUGUUGUGGUCUGUCUUUUGGGUGUUGGCACCAUGGUUGGAGCAGAUUUUAUGUCUGGAAGAGAGAACGGCAAAGCCUCAGACAUGUUGAUUGGAGAUGCCCUGGUUAUCCUCGCAGCAUGCCUGUAUGCAGUUUCUAAUGUGACUGAGGAGUAUGUGGUGAAGAACCUGACUCGGGAGGAGUUCCUGGGGAUGCUGGGCCUCUUUGGAACGUUUGUCAGCGGGAUACAACUCAUGGUUGUUGAAUACAAUGCAAUUGGCAACAUCCAGUGGAAAUGGCAAGUGGGAUUGCUGUUUGCAGGUUUUGCUGUGUGCAUGUUCUGUCUGUACAGUGUGAUGCCACUUGUUAUAAAAGUCAGCAGUGCCACCUCUGUCAACCUAGGUAUCCUAACUGCCGACAUCUACAGCCUCUUCUUUGGUCUCUUUCUAUUUGGAUACACGUUUUCCGUUCUCUACAUUCUGGCGUUUGUCGUGUGUAUAGUGGGAUUUAUCAUGUACUGCAGUACUUCCUCUUACAGUGCUGAUCCGCCACCCAAAAGGACUAAUGAAGGGGUUGAAAAUGGUGGUAUGAAACAGGAGGAGGUGUCACCUGAGUCUGCCACUCCUCUACAACGCAUACCAGAGGUUGGCGCUAUAGACCGUCAGGACUAA